UUGAUGUGUUUGGUGAAAUAUAGCAGUUUGAACUUUAUAAAGAAUUUAUAUUUCUUUAGCAUUUCUGUCUGGAUAUUCAAUUUUUUACUUGGUAAAUUUUAAAUAUGGCAUUGACAUUUUGAAAGCAAGGAUAUUCAAGUACUUUUAAAAAGAACAUGGAAACUCCUUUAUCUCCGAGAGAAUCUGGAGAAUACAUACACGAAAACAGUAAAGAUGUAUAUAUUAACGAAGAAGGUGUUAAGAGGAUCGCUGAGUUGCUGUAUGCUAAACAAGGCACUGAAGAGCUCAGUGUAAAUGGCUGGAAACAUCAGAAUCCAUUAGCCCCUGCAAAUACUGAUGACAAUUCCAUUAACUGGGUGUAUGUGGUUGACACCCUUAACUUUUCCUUCUGGCCUGAUGAUGACAAUAAGCCCUGUUUAGUAUGUUAUAAGGGCAAAACAUACAGUGGGUAUAUGGCACUGUGUGCAGCUAUUACAAGAGCCUUGGAUGAAGGUAUUCCAAUCACAGAAGCAUCUUACUUUGCAAAUAUGACUCUGGAUGAGUUGAAACACGUCCUGCGCUCAGACAAUGAUGUGCCAAUGCCCAUGAUUGAAGAAAGGCAUCGUGUUCUUAAUGAGAGUGGAAAAAUACUGCUUGAACAUGGAGGCUGCCUGCGAAAGUUUUUGAGCCAAGGUGGCAGAAAAACCCAACAGCUGAUAAAGUUUAUUGUGGACAAUGUGCCAUCUUACAGAGAUGAAGCAUGUUUUGAGGGUAAACGAAUUGCAUUUUACAAGAGAGCUCAGAUCCUUUUGGCAGAUUUCUGGGGAAUAUUAGAAGCCAAAGGAGAGGCUGCCCUUCCUGACAUAAAUUAUCUUACCAUGUUUGCUGAUUACAGAGUUCCUCAAGCACUGGUAUAUUUCGGAGCUCUGCAAUACUCGGAUAAGCUAAUGAAAACCCUCAAGGAAGGUGCGAUUUUGCCUCCUGGAGAUCACAGAGAGUUGGAAAUCAGGGGUUGUUCCAUUUGGUGUGUUGAGAAAAUUCGAGAUUGCUUAUGGGAUAUUAUUGAACAAAAAGAAGGGCAGAGAAGUGAGGACAUAAAUUCAGUCAUUAUUGAUUUUUUCCUUUGGCACUAUGCUAAAAGGCACCAGGAGGAAAUGGCUCAUAUACCAAUCCAUCAUACCAGGACUAUUUAUUAUUAGUAUAAAAGGCAAUAAACCAACCAGUCAACCACAUUGUUAUUUUUGCUUAUAAUGCCGUUUGUAAUAAAUUCUGUAAGAUUUGUAUUCAAUUUUGAUACUUUGGUUAUUUGUACGCAUUACAUACAUCAAUGCAUUGAAAAGUAUUCCAAAUUCGACUGUUAAUACCCGAGUGAUUCAAAUUAUUUGGUCACAUUUUUAUUUUAGGUAUCCAUUAUAAGCAGAUAUUAAGUCAAUAAACAUGUUUUAAUUAUGUUAUUAACAAUGAUAAAUUAUGAUUAAACAGUAUAAGAUUCUUGAAAUAUUACAAUAAUUUUGUGUUUUAUGUCAUAUUAAAAGGUAUAUAAUAUGUGUAAUAACAUAAUAUUUCAGGCUUCUAGCUGUCACCACUUUAAAAGAUUGUUUUCUGAAAAAAUCUAAAGACAUGAUGUAAAGUUAUGCAGCAAGAGAAUGUAUUAUUUACAUGAUUUAUAAAUACUUAUUUUGUAUAGAA
Molecule: messenger RNA, 1668 nt
Organism: Erpetoichthys calabaricus (reedfish)
Lineage: Eukaryota; Metazoa; Chordata; Cladistia; Polypteriformes; Polypteridae
Gene: qng1
Product: Q-nucleotide N-glycosylase 1
Exons: 5
Coding region: 156-1178 (340 amino acids)
Source: RefSeq, a predicted model, not a curated record